UGUUUCUAGGAAGAGUAAGAGCAAAGGGGAGAGGGGAAGAGAAAAGGAAAGAAGGGCUCAGCACCUCCCCGCCGAGCCGUGGACAGAGGGGGCACUUUCGGCGGGCGGGUGAGGUCGCUGAGGGCCCGGAGAUGUUUUCCCUGUCGAGUACGGUGCAGCCCCAGGUUACGGUUCCUCUGAGUCACCUCAUCAAUGCCUUCCAUUCACCAAAAAACACAUCUAUUUCUGUCAGUGUGUCAGCUUCACAAAACCACCAUCGAGAUGUAGUUCCUGACCAUGAGGCUACUGGCAAUGAGCCUGUACUUAAUUUAAGAGACCUUGGAUUAUCCGAAUUAAAAAUUGGACAGAUUGAUCAACUGGUAGACAGUUUACUUCCUGGAUUUUGUAAAGGCAAGAGCAUUUCUUCCCAUUGGCAUACAUCUCAUGUCUCUGCACAGUCCCUCUUUGAAAAUAAAUAUGGUUACUUAGGUAUGUUUAGUACUUUACGUUCCUCUUGCUUGUACAGACAACAUUCAAGAACUCUUAAAAGUAUUUGUUCAGAUCUUCAGUGUUGGCCAGUUUUCAUACAGUCUCGGGGUUUUAAAACUUUGAAAUCAAGAACUCGACGUUUACAGUCCACCUCUGAAAGAUCGACAGAGACGCAGCAUAUAACACCAUCAUUUGUAAAGGGGUUCCUUUUGCGGGACAGAGGAUGAGAUGUUGAGAGUUUGGACAAACUCAUGAAAACCAAAAAUAUACCUGAAGCUCACCAAGAUGCAUUUAAAACUGGUUUUGCAGAGGGUUUUCUGAAAGCUCAAGCACUAACGCAAAAAACCAAUGAUUCUCUGAGACGAACUCGUCUGAUUCUCUUCGUUCUGCUGCUAUUUGGCAUUUAUGGACUCUUAAAAAAUCCAUUUUUAUCUGUCCGCUUCCGGACAACAACGGGGCUUGAUUCUGCAGUAGAUCCUGUCCAGAUGAAAAAUGUCACCUUUGAACAUGUUAAAGGAGUGGAGGAAGCUAAACAAGAAUUACAGGAGGUUGUUGAAUUCUUGAAAAAUCCACAAAAAUUUACUGUGCUUGGAGGUAAACUUCCAAAAGGAAUACUUUUAGUUGGACCACCAGGGACAGGGAAGACACCUCUUGCUCGAGCUGUGGCUGGAGAAGAGGAUGUUCCUUUUUAUCAUGCUUCUGGAUCAGAAUUUGAUGAAAUGUUUGUGGGUGUGGGAGCCAGCCGUAUCAGAAAUCUAUUUAGGGAAGCAAAAGCAAAUGCUCCCUGUGUUAUAUUUAUUGAUGAAUUCGAUUCUGUCGGAGGGAAGCGAAUUGAGUCUCCAACGCACCCAUAUUCAAGGCAGACUAUAAAUCAACUUCUUGCUGAAAUGGAUGGUUUUAAACCCAAUGAAGGAGUUAUCAUAAUAGGAGCCACAAACUUCCCAGAGGCAUUAGAUAAUGCCUUAAUACGUCCUGGUCGUUUUGACAUGCAGGUUACAGUUCCAAGACCAGAUGUAAAAGGUCGAACAGAAAUUUUGAAAUGGUAUCUCAAUAAAAUAAAGUUUGAUCAGUCUGUUGAUCCAGAAAUUAUAGCUCGAGGUACUGUUGGCUUUUCUGGAGCAGAGUUGGAGAAUCUUGUGAACCAGGCUGCAUUAAAGGCAGCUGUUGAUGGAAAAGAAAUGGUUACCAUGAAGGAACUAGAGUUUUCCAAAGAUAAAAUUCUAAUGGGACCUGAACGUAGAAGCGUGGAAAUUGAUAACAAAAACAAAACCAUCACAGCAUAUCAUGAAUCUGGUCAUGUUAUCAUUGCAUAUUACACUAAAGAUGCAAUGCCUAUCAACAAAGCUACAAUCAUGCCACGAGGGCCAACACUUGGACAUGUGUCCCUGUCGCCUGAGAAUGACAGAUGGAAUGAAACUAGAGCUCAGUUGCUUGCGCAGAUGGAUGUUAGUAUGGGAGGAACAGUAGCUGAGGAGCUUAUAUUUGGAACUGACCAUAUCACAACAGGUGCUUCCAGUGAUUUUGAUAAUGCAACUAAAAUAGCAAAGCGGAUGGUUACCAAAUUUGGAAUGAGUGAAAAGCUUGGAGUUAUGACCUACAGUGAUACUGGGAAACUGAGUCCAGAAACUCAAUCUGCUAUUGAACAAGAAAUGAGAAUCCUUUGAAGGGACUCAUAUGAACGAGCGAAACAUAUCUUGAAGACUCAUGCAAAAGAGCAUAAGAAUCUAGCAGAAGCUUUACUAACCUAUGAGACUUUGGAUGCCAAAGAGAUUCAAAUUGUUCUUGAGGAAAAGAAAUUGGAAGUGAGAUGAUAACUCUUAAGAUGG
Zalophus californianus (California sea lion) is the source of this 2294-nucleotide messenger RNA. RefSeq names its product ATP-dependent zinc metalloprotease YME1L1-like. The transcript has a single exon. The record is from RefSeq and is a predicted model, not a curated record. Gene Ontology annotation, cellular component: mitochondrial inner membrane. NCBI's taxonomy places the organism in Eukaryota, Metazoa, Chordata, Mammalia, Carnivora, Otariidae. Gene Ontology annotation, molecular function: ATP-dependent peptidase activity; metalloendopeptidase activity; ATP binding. Gene Ontology annotation, biological process: protein quality control for misfolded or incompletely synthesized proteins; mitochondrion organization.